Silurus meridionalis is the source of this 2962-nucleotide messenger RNA. RefSeq names its product interferon gamma receptor 1-like (gene ifngr1l). NCBI's taxonomy places the organism in Eukaryota, Metazoa, Chordata, Actinopteri, Siluriformes, Siluridae. Gene Ontology annotation, molecular function: protein binding. Bases 221 to 1381 code for a protein of 386 amino acids. The transcript has 7 exons. The record is from RefSeq and is a predicted model, not a curated record.
GGGAAGUCCGUGGAGUUCGAGGGGAAAUUCUGCACACGGUUGGCCAUUUUGUUAAAGGAAUCUGAUGAGGAGAAGUGAGAUCCGCUCAGCUCGGAAUCUUCUCACGUUAGCACGAAGAUAAUUAGAAUCGAAAGCAGAAUGUUGGAGUGAAUGAAGGUCUGAGGAAUUCAGAAAGAAAUCACAAAUCCGAUCUUCUACGGUGUAAAAGCUCCGGGACAGGAUGAGGGCGAGGUUGAGCUUCGUGCUGCCGUUAUGUGCGUCUCUGAUCACCACAGUGUGUGCUGUUCCUCUUCCCACUGUCACUAAUAUCAGUUUGUCGUGCCACAAUCUGAAGAAUGUGUUAAGCUGGAAAUACAACGAACCUGAUCAUCCUGAAUUCAUCAUCAACAUCCAAAAUUAUGGAAAUGGAUUAACAACAGUUCGCACCAACGCCACCUUCCUGGAUAUCACCGAAUACACACAAGGUGCAGAAAACAGUUUCUACGUAACAGUGGAAGCUGAAGGAUCGGAACAAAACGCUUCAUCUCAAGGCAUUUCGUUCAGCUACAACGAAGACGCGCCAACUGACAUCACUUGUGUGGUGGACUUCCCGGCGUUAGAAGUUUCCGUUCUUCCACACAAAGUCAUACUCUCCUUCAGACAUCCCUCCAACGUCCAUGAAGAUGAAUCUUUCAAUGACGAUUUUCAGUACACUAUUUCUUAUAACGGGACAGAGAAAACGUGUACUUGUAUGGUGGAAGAAGAAGAAGAAGAAGAAGAAUGCACUGAAGAGUUACACCUAUACGAAAGUCUUAAUGGGAGGUGCAUUAAUCUACUCAUCAAAGGAACUAUUAAUAGCAUUCCAAUGGAAAUUUCCAGAAAGGUGUGCGGCGAUAAAGCUGUUUAUACGGACUGGGUGUUGCUUUUAACCAUUCUGAUAUGCUGCCUGGUUGGAUUUCUGCUCUUAAUGCUGUUGGUAUUCCUGGUUUACAAGAAACUCACUCAGCCUGACUCAGAAAUCACCAUCUUCACCAAACUCCUGAGAAUUGUGAACUCCGAUCACAUCGUCAACGAGCCCGAGGAGCCUACGAUGUCCAAGGUGACGACUCUAAUCCAGGCCGCGCCCUUGGAUUUCACCGAUGAGCCUUCUUCAGACCCGUCCUUCACUCCGCUUGAAGAAAAACCCCUCGUCACUUCAUACCCCCCCACUCACAUAUCCACCCACUUCAACGACGACGUCAAUUUAACCGAAGAGCAGGACCAGGGAGAGAUGACGGAUGAUGCAGAUUCUGUAGGCUUUGGCAGCGGGAACAGCUUCUCGGGUUACGACAGCUGCAAGUUCCCCAUCGAUAUGGGACAGGGAGACAUAGUCGACGCCUACGGACCACGUAACCUACGUUAGCUCUCAAGCGUGCACUCUGGAAAGGUUUCAAGAGGUGGACAAGCGUCAAGAAAUUCAGGACUAGGAUUUGACCUGCAACGUUUACAAGAGCACAAGAAUAGAGCGUGUUGGUGUAUUAUAUUGGACCUUUACAGAUCUGGCCUCCUUUAAAGACUUGCAAAGCAUAAUACAAAAAAAAAAUGUUCCCUCUUACAGAAGACAAACCAGUCAAAUUAAGAAAAACAUUGGCAUCUCAUACAUUAAAUGAAAUCAUCUGAAUGCUCCGCCUACAGUCUUGCAAGCAGAGUGGGUUUAUGAUCAUUUUUUUUUAUUUCACUCGCAAACCCUAGAAAUGAAAAGUGGUUUCUGCGAGGCCAAAGUGCAGUGUGAUACGGCAUGGCAUGCAAGUGCAAGUGGACAACAGGAGAAUAAAUACACACUCUAGUGUUUACUGUAGCUGCAAUGAAUUUAAAAAUGUUCUAUAAUAAUAAUGAAAAAAAAAAUGCUGCAUGGAUGCACUGCGCCCUCUAUCUUCAGCUUGCGGUAGUAGCAUUUCUGCCAUGUUUCAGGGAAUGACUUAAUAGAAGACACUGAGGAAUAAGGAACGUUUAUUGGCUUCUAAGCACCUUGACAAAGUUUCCUGAUUUUUCUGCCAAACGCCAUUAGCUGGAAACGGUCUUUAUCCGGCAAAGAGUAUCCAACAAUGUGAGCAAUUUCUUUCCGGCUUUUCUGCCUUCUUGAUUUUAGAAGAAAAGCUAAAACGAAGCACCGAGCGAUCGGUUUUAUUGCUGUUGUGUAAAAUGCAAUAAAGACCAUUGUUCGGGUUUUCAGUUUAGUUUUUUUUUUUCUCUUCCUGUAAAGAAAUCAUCGAUGGACAAUUAUUUCUGUCUUUUUUAAUUUUUUGUACAUUUUAUAUUAACUUUAAACUAGAGUGUGAAAAUUACCAAAAAAAUUGCCAAGUAAAUUACAGAGCGAGUUACAUCAAUUCGAUGUGAAGUCUUGAAUUCUGACAAUGCGCAGAAUGUGAAGAUGUUGGUAAUGAUGUUGUUGGCCGAAAUGCGGGUAAAGAACUUCAGACGUUAAAAAAAAAAAACCCUGGCUUUGCUAUAUGCAAAAAAAAAAUUCAUGAGAUUUCGUUCCGGCACGAUUAUCGUCUGUUAUUUGUUUUAGCACUUAAACUUUUUUUUCCUCCCCGGAUUGUGAAUAGCAACAAUCAGUGUGCUUGGGGUUUUACUUUAACAGUAGCCGGACCAAAUCAGUGUCUUUAAAGCAUUAAAACUGUAACACUCUCCGUGCGGAAUGCAAUCAUUACUCAUCAUUGUAGAUUCAAAUAAUACCAUCACUUCAGCUUAGCAUAUUGCCUUCGCAGUAUUUACAGGUUUCUAUGUACACUUUAAGCAAAAAAUCAAUAUACUCAGUCUAUGUACACUUAAAGGAAAAACUUCAGCUGCAUGCUUUACAGAAAUUAUAACAUUUCAUUGUGGUCUGUCAUUUGUUUAUGUGCUGGGAAAAAAACCCAGCAUCAUAUAACCAUGUAAUUUUUGUGUGUUUGAUUUGACAAAGUCAAAAUAAACAUUCCUUUUUAAGGUUUUAUUUAACAGA